AUGGAUAGCAUCAAGAAGGCUGUUCAUGUAAGCAUCUACUGGAUUGUCACGAUGGCGAAGGGGUCUCGCCCCCCAAAGCGACACAUGCCCGUGAGCAUGAAGUUCAACUCCUGUAUACAUUGUCUUCGCCACGCGAUCAACAACUACAAAUCUGCACAAGGAGUUCCUUUUGAUAUCGGGUGCCAAAUGGAUGCGCAACUCGGCGAUGAGAAUGACCUUUUCAGCUACACUACGCAUCCCCGGGUCUUAUUGCUUGGUUCAAUAUUCUUCGUAUACGUCCCGGAUACUAAGGUCAGCUUGGAUCAAUGGUCGACAGCGUCGGUUGAUGGUUCCACUUCCAUCGCACGAUACGAAGAACCUCCGCCCUCAGCGAAAUGUUUCCAUCCGGGACGAUACAAGUUCUUCAUGCACUGUCUUCGACGAGUCAAUGCCAACUAUGGCUCUGCUGAAGCUGCUCUGUAUGACACUGGAUACUAUCUUAAUGAUGGGGCUUCCGUGCUUUGUCAGUUCUGUUACGGCGGCAAAGGGACAUGCGAUCCAAUUGUGCCAGGAAUGCCGGGUAACGUCCACGACUUAGCGGACAUAAUCAAGUGGUCCACCUUGGUCUUGAAUAAGGAGAAUUGGGACGACGACGCAAGCUAUCGAUCCGGAAAGAAGCACACAAGCAGGCGAUUGCUUUUUGGCAAUGCCGAGGGCACGCACGCCCUUGAACACUUAAAAAGGAAAUGUGGUAAUAGAGCACGAAGAUCCGAAACCAUGUUCUCGAUCUUCCUCAAUCUAUCUUUUUAUUCAAUAUAA
Messenger RNA from Aspergillus vadensis CBS 113365, 798 nucleotides. RefSeq lists its product as uncharacterized. The record is from RefSeq and is a predicted model, not a curated record. The transcript is spliced from 3 exons. The coding region runs from base 1 to 798 and encodes 265 amino acids. Lineage: Eukaryota; Fungi; Ascomycota; Eurotiomycetes; Eurotiales; Aspergillaceae.